Molecule: messenger RNA, 519 nt
Organism: Brugia malayi
Lineage: Eukaryota; Metazoa; Nematoda; Chromadorea; Rhabditida; Onchocercidae
Gene: Bma-taf-9
Product: transcription initiation factor IID, 31kD subunit, putative
Exons: 4
Coding region: 1-519 (172 amino acids)
Biological process (GO): DNA-templated transcription initiation; RNA polymerase II preinitiation complex assembly
Cellular component (GO): transcription factor TFIID complex; SAGA complex
Molecular function (GO): protein heterodimerization activity; transcription coactivator activity; RNA polymerase II general transcription initiation factor activity
Source: RefSeq, a predicted model, not a curated record
AUGGGUAGCAUACCGCAUGAUGCUCAGGUUAUGGAGGCUAUUCUAAAGGAAAUGGGAAUUACCGAUUACGAGCCACGUGUAAUUUCGCAGAUGCUCGAAUUUGCCUAUAGAUAUACGGCAGAAAUUCUGGAAGAUGCUCGAUCAAUCAGUGAGCAUGCAGGGAAGAAGCAGAUUGAUGAAAGUGAUGUCCAAUUUGCUAUUGAUAACGCAGGCUUUUGGAAAAGUGAGCGACCUAGUAGGCAGUUACUGGUCGAAUUUGCGGAACAAAAGAAUGCUGUGCCACUCCCUGCAAUUCGACAAAAUUACGGAUUACGUCUACCAAAUGACCGAUUUUGUUUGGUACAGCCGAAUGUGGGAUGGAAGAGUAAUGAACAGCUACGUGAAAUCAAUGAACAGAUGAUCCGGAAGGAAGAGCCAAUUGUACGACCAGCAGAAACAAUCCGACAAACUCGAUCGGAAGCAAUCACCAAUUUGUUAAAACGAAAAGCACCUGAUGAUGAAGACUUUGAUGUACCGUAA